AUGGCGCCUCCUCCGCCGCAACAUCACUUUCGAGAUCCUCCACCCUUCGCGGGUCAAGCUCGCAAAUGGGUUCUCGAUAUUCUCCUCAAACGCCUCGAAUCCGAUGCUCAAAGCGCCGCCGUUGGUGUUCGCGUAAUAGAUCACUUCCAGUACGCCGUGUUUUGCCUCUUCGUCUUGAUGUGCUUCAGUGACAAGCUCGAGGAGUCGAAGAUCAAAGAAAUCGACGAGAUCCCACCAGCCCAGAUGGCAUCACGGUACGGAAACAUCUCAUAUAGGGUUUGGCAGGAGCGAUUGGUGGAAAACAGUGAGACCCUAAUGCUCCGAUUCCUCCCCGAUGAACUCCGAUCAUCUACAGUUGAGAUCAUCCCUUACUUCACCGAUAGUUUUGGGAAUUCCAGCCGUAUCGACUAUGGUACUGGCCACGAGACCAAUUUUGCAGCGUGGUUGUAUUGCUUAGCGAGGUUAGAAGUGAUCAGGGAGGAGGAUUAUCAAGCAGCAGUGGUCAGAAUCUUCGUCAAGUAUAUGGCUCUGAUGAGGAAAUUGUAG
This is a messenger RNA of Humulus lupulus (European hop), 546 nucleotides long. RefSeq lists its product as uncharacterized. The transcript has a single exon. Gene Ontology annotation, biological process: mitotic spindle organization. Gene Ontology annotation, molecular function: peptidyl-prolyl cis-trans isomerase activity; protein tyrosine phosphatase activator activity. Gene Ontology annotation, cellular component: cytoplasm; nucleus; protein phosphatase type 2A complex. The coding region runs from base 1 to 546 and encodes 181 amino acids. Lineage: Eukaryota; Viridiplantae; Streptophyta; Magnoliopsida; Rosales; Cannabaceae. The record is from RefSeq and is a predicted model, not a curated record.